AUGAAUAUUUGUAUUUCGUGGUGGUUUCUGUCCUGGCACUUAUGCAGAGGAUGGGCAUACAGUUCCAGGCCCUGCCACCACCACCGCCACCACCAGCAGCAGCAGCAGCAGCAGCACAGCCACAGGAGGGGGAGGAGAAGGCCCUGCUGGCACCCAACCCCCCCACCAUCCCAGGACACUCUUCCUGCUGUGGAGAGAUCAGAUUGUUCCACUGAGUACACCUCCAGGUACCUGACGGACUUUGAGCCGGUGCAGCGUCUGGCGCGGGGCGGGCUUGGUGUGGUGUGUCGGGUGCGGAACAAGUUGGAUGAGAAUGAGUAUGCCGUGAAGAGGAUCAACCUGCCAACCAACAAGUCAUCUGCUGAGAGAGUGAAGAGGGAGGUGAGGGCCCUGGCUAAGUUCAACCACGCCAACAUUGUCGUCCGCUGCUACAACAGCUGGCCGGAGACGCCCCCCCCAGGAUGGCAGGACCCCCAAGACGCCGUGCACAGCCAGCAAGUCUCCUGCGUUUGUGUGCGUAUGUUUGUGUGCGCAUUUACUUAGCGGUGACACACAGGAGAGGAGGUAAUUUCCUACUGUCCUGUCUUCAUAACUGUUCUUAUCCAACAGAGUGCAAAGCCUUGAAUGCCGAACCACCAGCACGCAGGGGAACACCGCAGUGGAUUGUUAAACGGUCAUUUACUGUGUCUUUCCAUAGUCCUGCUUGUUUCUGUCUCUCUGUGUCUCUGGUUUUGGUGUCUCCCUCCCAAACAUUAUUUUCACAACAAGCCACAAACCAACAUCCCUUCAUUAACACUUAGAUACCUUAACUUAACUCACCCCCAAAAUUCCCACAAACUGACUAACUUGUUUUUUGUUUAUUGUUUGUUUGUUUAUUUUAUUUAUUUUAUUGAUGUAUUUUUUAUUUGAAAGUAGCCAUAUUCUUAAGGUUUUUAUGGUUCUGUUUAUUAUUGUUUGGGCUGUCCUGUGUUUGUGAUUGCUGGACUCAUAUAGAAAUGGGUAGUUUUAUUAUUAUUAUUAUUUAUUUAUUUAUUUAUUUAUUUAUUUAUUUAUUUAUUCUGUAUUAUUUUUGAUGUUUUUAUUAUUUUGUUGUUUAUUUUUGUGUUAUUUAUUUAGCCUGCCUGGCAUACAGUUAGAUUGAGUGUUAUUUUGUUGUUUAUUUGUUUAUAUUGUUUUAUUUUAUUUAGUAUUUGUUUAGUUAAUGAUUUAGUGUUAUUGGUGUUUUUUGUGUUUAUUUGUGUAUGCAGUUUUAUUUACAGCUAUUUAUUGAUUUAUUUUUAUUGAUGUAUUUGUUUUUAGUUUAGAGUCUGGCCAACAAUUACUAUUUCUAUAUGAUUACUUUUCAUAUUAAGGAGACUGGCCAAGGCAAAACACCCUUUGUACAGUGCAACUCCUGAAACAAAAGAGGAGAAAAAUGAUUGAAGUUCCUGAGGUGUCUAAUACUCCUCUUUUGAGACAGGCAGCAGAGUCCCAGAGUGCACCAGUGAAGGGGUGAAACAAUGACAAUACUGCCUGGCUCUUGCACUAGUGAGGUGGACAGAAUAGGGAUGAGAAUAAAGAGAAAUUGUCAUAGGAAAUACAAACUGGCAGACUUUAGAGUGUAACAGUGAAGGGGUUGAAAAAGUGGAGGUACUGUUUAGCUCUUGCACUAGUGGGGUGGACAGAAUAGGAGAGGAUUCUUAAAAGUUUGGCAUUGUUAGCUUGAAAGAUUAUACUUGAAAGAUUAUUUAUUACAUGUUGAAAGGACAGAAUAGGGAUGAAAAUAUAUAGAAAGUCUUGUGAAGAUACUGGUUAACUCUUGUACUAGUGAGGUAGACAGAAUAGGAGGCCAUUCUAACAAGUUUGCCAGUGUUAGUUUGAAAGGCAAUACUUAAAAAAAAGACUUGUUACAUAUUUAAAGGACAGAAUAGGGGUGAAAAUAAAUGAGAAGAAGUAGAAAGUCUUGUUACCAGGGGGACAUGAGAAAAAUUUUGGCAGUGUUAAUGUGUUUGUUACCGACUUUUUUCACCUCGCAUCACCUCUGUCUCUCUCCUGAACCUCUAAAAAAAUAUGUAGAAUGCAUUUAGACAAGUUAGGAAGGAGGUUAAGAGAGAGAGGUGAGAUGAAGUGAGAAUAUUCCUAUGUAUUUUCUGUCAUAACACCUCAUAUCACCUUUUGUCUCCCCUGAACCUCUAAAAAUAUCAACAGUGAGACAUUUAGACAAGUUAGGGAGGUGAAGAGAGAGAGAGAGGUGAGAUGAAGUGACAUUAUUCCUGUCUCUCUCCCAGCUUAAACUUUCAAAAAUAUUUAUAAUGAGAAAUGUAGACAAGUUAGAGAGGUGUAGAGAGAUAGAGGUGAGAUGAAGUGACAUUAUUGUUUUGUUUCUUGCCUAACACCUUUCUCUCUCUCCUUCUCUUGGCCUCUGCCUCCUCAAAAAGAGCCUAUAUUAAUGAACUGGUGAUGGUACAGGCCUAUAAUACCUUGUAACAACAUUUCAUCAUAAAAUCUGCCAACGCUGGUUCAAUUAUAAUCAUUGUCAUUCCUCAUGCUAAGCUUAGUAUUAUUAUUAUUAUUAUUAUUAUUAUUAUUAUUAUUAUUAUUAUUAUUAUUAUUAUUAUUAUUAUUAUUAUUAUUAUUAUUAUUAUUAUUACUAUUACUAUUAUUAUUACUAUUAUCAUUAUGAUGUCAUGCAUUAGUGUUUUCAUUUGUUUCCUGCGCCGUCAUUGGUGCAGGAAAUAUCAUGAUGUUUUGGUUGCAAGAGUCCAUGUAUAUAUAGAUUGAGCCAUCGUAUUCAUGUUUAUCAUUGUGUGGUGUUGUAAAUAUACUUUAUCUGUAAAUAAAAAAUGUAUCCUAU
Molecule: messenger RNA, 2833 nt
Organism: Scylla paramamosain (green mud crab)
Lineage: Eukaryota; Metazoa; Arthropoda; Malacostraca; Decapoda; Portunidae
Product: eukaryotic translation initiation factor 2-alpha kinase-like
Exons: 3
Coding region: 1-543 (180 amino acids)
Biological process (GO): protein phosphorylation
Cellular component (GO): cytoplasm; nucleus
Molecular function (GO): eukaryotic translation initiation factor 2alpha kinase activity; ATP binding
Source: RefSeq, a predicted model, not a curated record